Molecule: messenger RNA, 6506 nt
Organism: Cavia porcellus (domestic guinea pig)
Lineage: Eukaryota; Metazoa; Chordata; Mammalia; Rodentia; Caviidae
Gene: Cdkl1
Product: cyclin dependent kinase like 1
Exons: 9
Coding region: 502-1596 (364 amino acids)
Biological process (GO): protein phosphorylation
Cellular component (GO): nucleus
Molecular function (GO): ATP binding; protein serine/threonine kinase activity
Source: RefSeq, a predicted model, not a curated record
AGGGCGGGGGCGCCCGGAGUCCCCGGGGAAGGAGGCUCUGGGCGAGCGCGGCUGCACUGGGCGGUCCCGCAGGAGGCGCCAGGUGUCCUCUGGCGGCCGGGAAGUGAGACCCGAAAUUGGAACCGGGGAAGCCCUUGGCCUUCCGGUUCCCCGGCCGGCUCCUGCGUCUUCGCGCGGGGGAACCGCAAUAUUAAACAGAAAGAUCGGCUCGCAGCUGGCGCGUCGGGGAUGCCGGCCUGCGUUUUGCUUGCGGGGUGUCAGACCGGCAAGAAGCUGGGGCGCCCUCGUCCCUGACCGCACCGUCUCUGCGGAAGCAGGGCCGGGGUGGGGAGGCCUCGGGGGGGCCCCCCGCCGGUCUGUCACGGUGCCCUCUGCUCCGGGUCCUCGAACGCGCAGCCCCUGCAGGUCAGGGCCGCCCAGUGCAGCCCAACCCUGCCGUUAUUUCUCAACGAUAUUUAAAAGCAAUGUGAAAAAACCCAUUGCAAGAUUUAUUCCUCUGUGAUGGAGAAGUAUGAAAAAAUAGGGAAAAUUGGCGAGGGGUCCUAUGGAGUUGUUUUCAAAUGCAGAAACAGGGACACGGGCCAGAUCGUGGCCAUUAAGAAGUUUCUGGAAUCGGAAGAUGACCCCGUUAUCAAGAAGAUUGCCCUUCGAGAGAUCCGCAUGCUCAAGCAACUCAAGCAUCCCAACCUGGUCAACCUGCUGGAGGUGUUCAGGAGAAAGCGGAGGCUCCACCUGGUGUUUGAAUAUUGUGACCACACAGUGCUCCAUGAGCUGGACAGAUACCAAAGCGGGGUACCAGAACAUCUCGUGAAGAGUAUAACUUGGCAGACACUGCAAGCUGUAAAUUUUUGCCAUAAACACAAUUGCAUACAUAGAGAUGUGAAGCCAGAAAAUAUCCUCAUCACAAAACAUUCAGUAAUUAAACUGUGUGACUUUGGAUUUGCUCGGCUUUUGACUGGACCAAGUGACUACUACACAGACUAUGUGGCCACUAGGUGGUACCGCUCCCCGGAACUGCUAGUGGGGGACACACAGUAUGGUCCCCCAGUGGAUGUCUGGGCAAUUGGCUGUGUCUUUGCCGAGUUGCUGUCAGGAGUGCCUCUGUGGCCGGGAAAAUCUGAUGUGGACCAACUUUAUCUGAUCAGGAAAACCCUGGGGGAUCUCAUUCCUAGACACCAGCAGGUCUUUAGCAUGAAUCAGUACUUCAGUGGAGUGAAAAUCCCGGACCCUGAGGAUAUGGAACCUCUUGAGUUAAAAUUUCCAAAUAUCUCCUAUCCUGCCCUGGGACUCUUAAAGGGUUGCCUGCACAUGGACCCUGGCGAGAGACUGACCUGCGAACAGCUGUUGCGGCACCCGUAUUUUGACAGCAUCAGAGAAGUGAGAGGGCUGACAAAAGAACCUGACAAACCAACAAGGAAGGCCCUGAGACAGAGCCAAAAACACCUGCCCAGGGUAAAGACUGUGGCUUGCUUGACAGAAACAACCAAGCUGCAGUACCUACCUCAGCUAACGAGCAGCACCAUCUUUCCCGCUUUGGAGAAUAAGAAGCAGUACUGUCAUGUCAAGAAAUUUAACUACCGCUUCCCAAACAUUUAAAGAGUUAAGAGAUUGAUUAUAAAGGAAGAGUUGAUCAGUAACUUGAAGAAAAUGAAUCUCAAACAUUUGAUUGAAAACAGUUACGGUGGUUGAAAGCAUAACUGGGAGGCUACUUGGCAAGAUGUGAAGGGAAAUUCCAGCAAACAGUUUUGUCUUCCACGCCUGGUGCUGGGGUCCAGAAUAGAAAGGAAAGACCCAUUUGGAAUCUCACUUGUAAUUUUGUUUAUCAAAGCAGCUGAGCUAUGGGUAGAAAAUAAACUGCAUCGACUGCCCGUACCUCUGGCAAAGUCAGAUAAUGUUACAAAGAUUGAUGCUUCCGUUGUACGCUGUGCCACAUGUGAAUAAUGGAUCCCACACUACCCAGAUGUGGUCACCUUGAGUCCUGUCCCUUGCCUUUCAGGUUGUUUCAACAUCAUCUCGAAGGGAGUCUUACUUCUUGAAAUCGAAAUGUUUAAAAUGCCACUUCCUGCUUACUCAAUCUCUUGAUCUUUUUAAAUUUUAAAACUUUUUUUUAGAGUAUCUAAAUUGUUCAGCCAUAUUUAAACUCAUACUGAUUAUCAUAAAGACUUUAUAAGAUGUUUAAUAGUUGAUGUUUAUGAGUUUGGUACAUACAUUUUUGUUUUCACCUUUAGUAAACGAUGCACCUUAGUCAUUCUUGCAUGCAAGACGUAUUUACUGUACUCAUCUACCCUUGUUUACCCAGUUCUUCUUGUGAAUGAUGGCAUGAAGCUUGGCUGCUGACCAAAGCGCUCAGGGUAGAACAAGACCUACAGGCUUCACAGGUCCUGAACCUGUCAGCUGGAAAAUAAUUAGGCCUUCGUUCUCUCCAGCUCGGCCUCAGACAUGCAGACAGAUCUAUAGGUAGCACUGUGUGUACUGAUGUGGGUUUGAUAGGAACGGGCUGGCCACUUUUACCGGAGUCAUGAAAGGUGUUAGGUUGUUAGCUGACAUGUUCCCUGAACACCUUUCCCUACUACGGUGUUGGUGUGGAUAUGUGCAUGUGUCCUUGCUGACACACAUGUGGGUACAUGCAAUCUCAACACCUAAUACAGCUAAUAAGAGCAAAUGAUUAGUGUUGACGAUUCCUAGCUUUGGACAGGGAGAUUUGAAGUAAUUUUGAUUUGGUCUACUGCUCCUAAACAAAAAGCUUUUUUCUUGGUACCAGGGAUGGAACUCAUGCUUGCAAGGCAGGUGCUUUGUGCUGCUGAGCUAACCCCCAAACCACAGAAAGCCUUUCUGUGCUUGCUCCCUGCACACAGGGCCAUGUGAAGCCCCACCCCUUCCUUACAGCUCAAUUCAUUUCUGGUUGCCAAACUGUUCUCAGCCUGGCUGUUCUCAGCCGUGGUUCUCCAAGCUGCGUUUCAUUGGCUCUUCCACACAUUUCUUCUGCACGCUCACCGUCUUCCUGUGUUAAUUUUCUUUGUGACAGCACUUGACCCCAUUCACUUACUGCUAACUUGUCCACUGGAUUCUGUCAUCUCAGUAACUGGCUCCCGCAGCCAUAUUCUAAGGCUUCCUCACGGGUGUAGCAUAGAUCUGAUAGUGGUAAAAUAACAGUCCCAGGAUUACUCAAUUUCUGGUCUACAGCCUUGAUUCGAGUGACGUGGAAGGAUAUCCAACUCCUGUGUUGUCUUUCUUGUCUCUCUCGGUCCAUGAAAAUGUAUUUGACGAAGGCAGAUGACUGUAACUGCCUGAUUCAUCUAAUAGUUUCACAGAAAAACCAUCCAGAGUAGAAAAGUAGCUCCAAGCCGGGUGCGGUGACACACACCUGUCGUCCCUGCACUCCGGGGGCUGAGGCAGGAGGAUCAUUGCAAGUUUGAGUUCAGUCUGGGCUACACAGUGAGCUGAAGGCCAGCUUGAACUGCAUAGUGAGACCCUGUCUCAAAGAAACGAAAAGAAAAAGUAGUUCCAGACUAAAUCGUAAAGAAUCAGUUGUCUCACCACACACUAAUAAAACUAAUGUGAAAAAAGGCUCUUUUUUCUCUAAUGAAUUCUAUUAAAUUUAUGCUUGAACUUAAUUUAACCAUGUCACUUUUUGGUUCAGCACAGAACCACCACUAUAUACCUGAAUCUGUUUGACAUCCUUUUUAUAUACCAUUUUGAUUUUCAAUGACAAUUGUAAUUCUGUUAGUAAACUGUGUAUUAUUUAUGCUAUGUUAUUUACAUAAGGAGGUUCAUUUCAUUUCCCUUACAAAAUAUGGGUGAAUGUCUCCCUAUAUGCUUAGUUCUAAAUGUCACUCAAAUUCAUUUCUUUGCUUACAGAUAUAUCAUAUAAAAAGUUUAUUUUACAUUCAUUUCCAGUAAAGUUUAUAUUGACUAGUUUAAUGUUAAAACCAAAUAUACAGAAAUCCACAAAUAAAUCAGCACACAACCAACAAUAAUGGAAUCAGAACUAUUUGACGUAGGUAAAAAUAAAGACUUAUUUUUAUCUAUUUAUGUCAUGCUUCAUUGCUAUUUUCUAGACAUAAAUUGAGUUUUAUGUCUAGUUUUAUGUUUAUUUAUACUUGCAUUUAAUGUCCCUUCAGCUCAUAGGAGGCAGCACCCAAGGUAUUUGAGGGAAGAAAAAUUAGUGUCUAUUGAUACAUUAAAAUUUUACUUAAAGCAAAUUUUUGGUCUGUUGUUGUUUUGAGACAGGUACUUACUAUGUAGUUCAGGCUGGCCUUGAACUCCUGGAGAUCCUCCUGUUUCAGCCCCUCCAGUGCUGGGAUUACAGGCAUGUGCCAUCACAUCCAGCUUUAAACUAUUAAUUGGAGAAAACACCUAAGUGAAGCCUGGUGUUGUUUAAGAUUGCUACCUUUGUUCUCCUGCAAUCAGCAAACUCUGAAUUGAGCCAAGAUGCACGUGCAAUUUUAAUCGAACACUUGCCUAAGCUAAUCACAUAGGCAAGUUAACCAGUGAAUAUUCUGGGAAAACUUACGUAGCACCAAACACACAGUCACGCAACACCCUGAGACGUGUGCAAACCUAGGAAGCAAUGUGCAAUGCACACGUGGACAACCACUGACCACUGCAUAAUCCACCCAUCAAUGAAUCUGUAAUGCAUAAUUGUGCAUUUGUAGUAACAUGCUUCUGUAACUCUACAGUCACAAGAAAGUGUAACCAAAGUUGUGAAAAUACAAUAAAGAGUAUUUGUGUUGGGCCAGGGAUUUAGCUCAGUGGUAUAAGCACCUGCCUGGCAAGCAUGAGGUUGCAAAUUUGAUCCCCAGAACAACAACAACAAAAUAUUUGUGUUGCACAGUGAAUUCAUUUUAGAGAACUCUGUCAAUAUCUACAUCAAGAAAUAACAAUAUAUAGCUGUUUUAAAUGAAUGCAUUAGACUUAAAAUACCACCUAGUUUGCAUUUUUCUUAAAAUGAUUUAAUUACAUAAUUUCUCACUUCCAACUUAGUAACAUUAGCGAGUUAUGUCUGAACAUUUAUUUUUUCCACAUGAAAGUUAUUUUUUGUGCUUCUAAAAUGCCAUGAUAUGACACUGUUAUGGUUCUACUGAUGAUUAUAUAUUUGUUAUCUUUUAGGGCCAACAAUUCCAAAUAAUCCUUCAUACUGAAAUAAAACACUAUUAUUUUACUUCAGUUGUAAUUCUAGUUCAAGAGAAGGCAGUGUUGUCUUAAAAACUUGGACAAUAUUUUCUUUUUCUCUUACUCCAGGAAGAUCACUUAACAACAAAUACUUGAGGUUUCUGCAAAGAAAGAAAGAAAAAGUCACCUCAGUUUGCCCUUUAUUGUCACAGAUUUAAAAAUUAAUUCAUCUGGGCCAGGUGGUUCAUUCCUGUAAUCUGAGCUACUCUGAAGGCUGAAGCAGAAGGACUGCAAGUUUGAAGCCAACUGGGCAGCUUAGUGCAGAGGCCCCGGGUUCAAAUCUCAGUAAUGAAAACAGAAACCCAAAACUCUAUUCAGUAACUUUUAGGAAAAAUUAUAUACAGAAUUAUAUACAGAUACAGGUAUUUAUAUCACCCUUAUAUCUUUGAAGGGACUUUUACAGCAGUUGUCUUAGAGUGCUACUUUAAAUGGAAUGAAAUGCUAGGAACUAAGAUUUUAAAAAUUAUAAUUUUGCUUAAUCACAUCAAUAUUUCUAGCUGAAUCUUUUUAAAUUAUACACAUAUGUAAGGUAGUACAUAUCUCCUUUGCAUGUGAAAUAUGAAAUUUGAAUCUUACCCAAAAAAAGGGAAGAAAGUGGGAAAGUUCUUAAAAAUGCUCAAGUUUCUAUUAGAAGAAGGAGUUUUGAAGCUCCAGUGUAUGUAAGGAGAUGAACAAUCUAAUAUUUUGGGGACCUAAUAUUUAAAAUUUCUCAAACUUCCUCUGAUACUGAGGUGUUGGCAGAUCAUUACCUAUUUACGCAGAACUACAUUAGCUAGGUUUAGAAUCGGAAUGACAGAAUAUCUAAAAUAGGGAUUUCACAAAACACAAUCUUUCGUCGUCUUCCUAAUGACUCCCAAUCCUGCAAUUUUAGAACUAGGCAUUCCUUGCCUGUCUUGUUUCUCGGCAUUUGGGAUGGGGCACUAGCUCCAGGCAAGCUAAUGAAUGGCACAGUGUGUAGGUGGCAGGAAGGGAUGUGGGGCAGCUUUCCUAAACUGAUAGGCGGGUGUUUUCCGAAAUUAAAGUGGCAGGCAGUGUCCUGGGCUCGAGACAGGCGGGUGACUGCUUUAAGACUUCCCCUGCCCCCCAAAGCAAUGUACUUACAAUGUUAAGUGCUAAUCGGUACGUACCAAAUGUCAUGAGGAUACUGAACACCUGGGAAAAUGGGUUCAAAAGAUGGAGAGGAAGCACGAUAGCUAAUGCUUUUUGAGGGCUUAUUGCGGCAAGCACCACAAAUGCUGCUUUAUGUAGAUUUAAUGAUUUAAAAGAUGUCCCUUAAAAAUGCAAUAAAACUUGAGUGUCAAGUGUUAUGCUUGAUCACUCUGAAGUAUCAUAAA